Molecule: messenger RNA, 594 nt
Organism: Talaromyces rugulosus
Lineage: Eukaryota; Fungi; Ascomycota; Eurotiomycetes; Eurotiales; Trichocomaceae
Exons: 2
Coding region: 1-594 (197 amino acids)
Source: RefSeq, a predicted model, not a curated record
AUGGCUGCUCCUGCUGCUCCUGCUCCUGCUCCCCCUCCUGCCAAUUACCUCGAAAUUCCGGCCAUCAAUCACGAGAUCAUGGACAUGGACAAUAACUCCACUGAAGACCACAUGUAUGGCAUCUGGGAUGCCAUACUCAACUGGACUUUCCCAGCAACUUCUGGGUACAUCACACGACCACAAGACCGCCAUGGGCAGUUCGGGGGGGGAGGGCUUGGGUUUUCUGAUUUCCAUACCUUUCAGUACAACGAGGCUACUGGUCAGCGUUCAUUCAUCCUGAUCACCCAAUGCAAGCGUUAUGAGCUUAGAACUCGCCCAGCUGAAUGGCAGGCCGCGACAGAACAGCUGAGGGACUAUUUGAAUCUGCAACACCAGACGCAGCCUACACAUGAUGUGUACGGCAUUGUUGCUAUCGGAGAUCGCGUUCGGUUUUUCAAGUACAACUAUCAGCAAAAAAACGUCACGGCAUGGCGUCCACCCGCGGGUGGGCUUCUGCCCCUCUCAAAUACUGUGGGCAAAAGACAUUGGUAUGAUUUAGUGGCGGAGGCUCCUAGAGUCCAGCGUGCUCUGGAGUACAUCCUUAGCCACCACUAG